AAAUUUUAUAUUUUUAAAUCAUUGAUUUAUAUUCAUGAAAUUAAAUGGUUUUUUUAAUUGAAAAAUUAAUGUGAUUUGACUUUUAUAAUUAUCCGCUAGAUGAUAGUGAAUUAAUGAAAAAAAUAUAAAAAUUUUUAAUUUUACAAAAAAUCUUAUAUUUCUUGAGAUUUAAAUAUGACAUCCAAUUUUAUUGGGGAAAAAAAUUACAUCGCUCACUAAUGAAUUAAUCCAUUGGCUUGGCACUUGGGAAAAAGCAUAAAAGAAUCAAAACCAACCGAACGAUGAUAUUCGGUUCACCACGUGGCAGACCGAUAGCAGGUACAGCUAACCUCCAUUAACGGCCCAGAUUGAUCGUGGAACACUAAAUUGAAAGACCAAAGAGCAGCCAUGGGAGGAGGUGGAAAUAAGAGAAGAUCAAAUAACAAUAGAAAUAAAAACAACAGCUACAACAACAACAACAACAAUAACAAAACGAAGAGUAGCAGAGGAAGAUCAAGAACAGACCCCAAAUCUUCAUCUACUCGAAUCAGGAACUCUCUUUUUGUGGAGGGUGGUCUUUUAUCUGAUUGGCAGUUGGAUUCUCGAGGCAGGAAUAGAAAUGGAAAUUCAAAUUCUGGGUUGAAUCCCGAUAGAGCAAAGGCUUCUGCUUCUAAAAAUGGAUCAUCAAUGAAAUCUGGUGGGAGUUUUAUACGAUAUGAGUAUCCUUCACUCGAUAUUCAAGAUCCAGAAUCAAGUGUUCAGGUACAUAGGGGAGAUAAUAAAGUGGAUGAGUCACAUCCUAUUGUUUUGGUUGAUUCAAAGGAGACUCAAAUCAUUGCUUACAUGGAUCAAAACACACCUCCAAAGCCCAGUCAUGUAAAUUAUACUUAUGAAUACAGUUCAGAUUUUGUGCUAGGUGAUAGCUCUCAUGGAGGAUUGGGUUUUGAUGUCGAAUCAGAGGCAACCCCCAGUGGAACUGAGUCAUGUAUGAAGCAAAUGGAAGAACAAAAAGGAGCAUGUUCUAAUUUAUCAUCCUCUGGGAAGGAAAUGGAUGCUGAUGAUAAUCAUAGUAAUAAUGGCAAGGUGGAUGAUGACGAAGAAUUGUUUUCUGAUGAAUUGUCCCCAAAGAAAAAUUCAGGGUUUUUGUCAAUUGGAGGUGUGAAGUUAUAUACUAAAGAUAUGUCUGAUGGAGAAACUGAAGAGGACUAUGAUAGAGAGUCACUAGAUGAUGAAAGCCCUGAGACAACUGAUCAGGAGCAGCAAGAUGGAGUAUAUGGGAGUGAUGCCUCCGAAGUUUUGUCUGAUGAUGAUUCAGAUAUUGAUGAAGAGGUUGCAGUUGAUUACUUAGAAGGAAUUGGUGGGGAGGAUAGUGUUUUAGAUACAAUGUGGUUGGUAGGUCAGCCUUUGGAUGAAUUGAAUGAUGAUAGUUCUUCUAGCAGUUCUUUUGAUGAGACAUUAGAGAAGCUUGGUGGGAUUGCUCUCCAAGAUGCAUCUAGGGAAUAUGGCAUUCAGAAGAAUCAGUCAAGAAAGAAAUACUCUGGAGGUGCUAAAGAUGCUUGGUCACCAGCUUUGGAUGGUCUUGUGCUAGCAAAGGAACCAAGAACUGUGUCUGCUAAAAAGAAGCAUGUUGCCAGGUUUCCUCGCUCUUGGCCUUUACAGGAACAAAAGAGUAAACAUUCCCAAAAAUUUCCUGGGGAAAAGAAGAACCAUCGUAAGGAAAUGAUUGCUGUGAAGCGUCGUGAAAGAAUGCUUCGUCGGGGUGUUGAUCUUUGGCAGAUAAAUUCGAAAUUAGAGCAGAUUGUUUUGGAUGGGGUCGAUAUGUUUGCUUUUCAACCCAUGCAUCAUUGGGAUUGUUCCCAGGUACGAAGAUUAGCUGCAAUUUACCGCCUGUCUAGCGGAUGCCAGGGUUCUGGCAAGAAAAGGUUCGUGACAGUGACACGCACACAGUACACAUCCUUGCCAUCUUCCAGCGACAAACUUCGCCUGGAAAAGCUAAUUGGAGCUGGUGAGGGGGAUGCAGAUUUUGCUGUUAAUGAAGGCUUUAAUAUUACAGCAUUGGGUGCUGGUCGAACAAGAGCACAAAAGGUUGCUGAACGGAGUGGCAUGAAGAAAGUCAAUUCUAGUACCAUUGAUGAAUCAAGUGAGAAAAAGCGAAGUGGAAAAAAGAGUUCAUAUGCAAGUCAACCUAUCUCAUUUAUAUCCAGUGGCCUCUUGCCGUCAGACGCUGUUGAGAUUAGAACUAUGGAUUCUGAGGGUACGACAGAAACUUCUGAACAUAAGGGUAUCAUUAGCUCAGCAAAGUUUGGUGCAUUUGAGGUACACACAAAGGGUUUUGGAUCCAAAAUGAUGGCUAAAAUGGGAUUUGUUGAAGGUGGAGGGUUGGGAAAAGAUGGUCAAGGUAUGGCACAAGCAAUUGAAGUCAUACGGCGGCCUAAAUCACUUGGGCUGGGUGUGAAUUUCUCCAACGCAAACAGUGAUUCAGAGAAGGUUCAUGGUAAAACCAAUGGAGCCUCUGAAAAUUGUAUGAAAGGGUUUGGUGAGUCAUCGAGGGGUCAGCACAAAUCUUUUGGAGCUUUUGAAAAGCAUACCAAAGGUUUUGGAUCCAAGAUGAUGGGUAAGAUGGGUUUCGUUGAAGGUAUGGGCUUGGGCAAGGAUUCACAAGGCAUUGUUAAUCCUUUAGUUGCUGUUAGGCUCCCAAAAUCGCUAGGAUUGGGUGCUAACCGAUAGAAGUCAUGCCUCAAAUGAAGAUACAAAAGGCCAGGCACAGCAACAUUUGGAUACAACGGUUGUAAGGUUCAUUCAAUGUAUUUCUAGUUCCUUACUACCAAAUCAGAACAUUCACCUCACUUAUCAUACGUCUAAAUUUACUUACAG
Messenger RNA from Durio zibethinus, 2853 nucleotides. RefSeq lists its product as uncharacterized. The record is from RefSeq and is a predicted model, not a curated record. NCBI's taxonomy places the organism in Eukaryota, Viridiplantae, Streptophyta, Magnoliopsida, Malvales, Malvaceae. Gene Ontology annotation, molecular function: nucleic acid binding.